UAUCUCACUCAUCUGAGCUCUGUCGGCUGUCACACACAUUUUUCUCUCACUCCCUUCGCUCACUCGAAAAGCCACACACCACCAUGGCGGCCGCCGCCCCCACCUCUCUCUCCACCUCCCCCACCUCCACCGCAGCUCUCAAUCCUCCUACAAAAGCUCCACCCGCGUCCCUCGGCUUCCUCUCCACAUCCUCCCCUUCUCUCAAGCCGCUGCGCUCCGCCGCCUCUUCCCGAGCCUCCACCGGCUCCGCCUCGGCCGCUAGGAUGGUCUCGGUCCCCGCCAUCAAGCCCCUGGAGUCUCUCGAUUUCCAGACCUCCGUCUUCAAAAAGGAGAAGGUCAACCUCGCCGGCCACGAGGAGUACAUUGUGAGAGGAGGAAGGGAUCUGUUCAAGCUGUUGCCGGAUGCAUUUAAGGGCAUUAAGCAGAUUGGGGUGAUUGGUUGGGGCUCACAGGGACCUGCUCAAGCACAGAACUUGAGGGAUUCUCUUGCCGAAGUGAAAUCUGAUAUUGUUGUUAAGAUUGGUUUGAGAAAGGGUUCUAGUUCAUUUGCUGAGGCCCGUGCUGCUGGGUUUACAGAAGAAAGUGGGACGCUUGGAGACAUAUAUGAAACCAUAUCCGGCAGUGAUUUGGUGAUGCUCUUGAUAUCGGACUCAGCUCAGGCUGAUAACUAUGAGAAAGUGUUCUCACACAUGAAACCAAACAGCAUCCUAGGACUUUCCCAUGGGUUCCUGUUGGGACAUCUGCAGUCAGUGGGUCUCGACUUCCCCAAGAACAUUAGCGUAAUAGCUGUGUGUCCCAAGGGGAUGGGUCCCUCUGUGAGAAGGUUAUAUGUGCAAGGGAAAGAAGUGAAUGGUGCUGGUAUCAAUUCAAGUUUUGCUGUUCACCAGGAUGUUGAUGGCAGAGCUACUGAUGUUGCCCUUGGAUGGUCAGUGGCCCUUGGUUCACCUUUCACUUUUGCCACUACCUUGGAGCAGGAGUAUAAAAGUGAUAUCUUUGGGGAGAGAGGAAUUUUGCUUGGGGCUGUGCAUGGUGUUGUGGAGUGCUUAUUCAGAAGGUACACUGAAAAUGGGAUGAGUGAAGAUCUUGCUUACAAGAACACAGUUGAGAGCAUUACAGGGACAAUAUCGAAGACCAUAUCAACAAAGGGUAUGCUAGCAGUCUAUAAUGCCUUAGAUGCACAAGGCAAAAAGGACUUUGAGACAGCGUACAGUGCUUCAUACUAUCCCUGCAUGGACAUCCUGUACGAAUGCUACGAAGAUGUCGCCAGUGGCAGUGAGAUCAGGAGUGUUGUCUUGGCUGGCCGUCGAUUUUAUGAUAAGGAAGGCCUACCUGCCUUCCCUAUGGGUAAAAUCGAUCAGACCCGGAUGUGGAAAGUUGGUGAGCGUGUGAGAGCCCAACGCCCAGCAGGUGACUUGGGACCUCUGUAUCCUUUCACCGCAGGAGUCUUUGUUGCAUUGAUGAUGGCCCAGAUUGAGAUCUUGAGGAAGAAGGGGCACUCAUACUCUGAAAUUAUAAACGAGAGUGUGAUCGAGUCCGUGGACUCGUUGAAUCCUUUCAUGCACGCUCGCGGUGUAUCAUUCAUGGUUGACAACUGCUCGACAACAGCUCGGUUGGGAUCAAGGAAGUGGGCCCCGAGAUUCGAUUACAUCCUCACCCAGCAGGCCCUUGUAGCUGUGGACAACGGCGCCCCCAUCAACCAGGACCUCUUGAGCAACUUCCUCUCGGAUCCCGUGCACGGCGCGAUCGAAGUAUGUGCCCAGCUGAGGCCCACCGUCGACAUCUCAGUGCCUGCCGAUGCGGAUUUCGUCCGCCCAGAGCUGCGACAAUCCGGCAACUGAAGACAUAGCAAGUCUUCAUUCUCCUAUACUCAGUUUGAGCUGAGCUUUAGAUAUUAAGAUAUGUCUGAGUGCUGCACUGGUUGAACCUUAGGAUCCUGUUUUUCUUAUUUAUGUUUUUGUAUGACGGUAUGGCAUAAAAGAUUGUUCGGCUAGUUGGUAAUAAUAUGAUGUUUGUUGUUCUAAA
Salvia hispanica is the source of this 2022-nucleotide messenger RNA. RefSeq names its product ketol-acid reductoisomerase, chloroplastic-like. Gene Ontology annotation, biological process: L-valine biosynthetic process. The record is from RefSeq and is a predicted model, not a curated record. Gene Ontology annotation, molecular function: ketol-acid reductoisomerase activity. Lineage: Eukaryota; Viridiplantae; Streptophyta; Magnoliopsida; Lamiales; Lamiaceae. Gene Ontology annotation, cellular component: mitochondrion; chloroplast.